Messenger RNA from Clarias gariepinus (North African catfish), 8934 nucleotides. It is a transcript of the gene arhgef4, whose product is annotated as Rho guanine nucleotide exchange factor (GEF) 4. The transcript has 16 exons. Gene Ontology annotation, molecular function: protein binding; guanyl-nucleotide exchange factor activity. NCBI's taxonomy places the organism in Eukaryota, Metazoa, Chordata, Actinopteri, Siluriformes, Clariidae. Gene Ontology annotation, biological process: intracellular signal transduction. The record is from RefSeq and is a predicted model, not a curated record. Bases 66 to 8135 code for a protein of 2689 amino acids.
GGAAUUAAGUGUGAAUGAGCUGAGAGUGUUUGGAGGAGACCUGAGAGGGGAGUCGGAGGAGUAGGAUGGAGCAGAGCAGUGUGGAGUCCUACAUCAGGGCCAAGUUUCAUCUCUCAGCCUGUCUCAUCUGCUGGGCUCUGAUCAGAACCUGCCAGAGGAGGUUACGGGCGUCUUCGGCCGUCUCGCAGACUCCAGCUGUCAGGAACUCUGCUACAGAAGAUGUGGACUCACUUCCGGAGGAUCACGCAGAUGUUCGGAGUGAACCAACGCAAGAAGAAGCUCUGGACAUGAUGGAGGAGUAUUUUGAGACACGCUCGUGGCAUAGCAACACAUCCUCGGAUUGUACUGAAGAUCAUGAGAACUUCUCUUCUCCUGGCCUCAGAAAGCUGGACUCAGAAAGUCAUCAUGAAAUCUUUGACGUUUCACAGAUGAACACGGUCGGAGAGAACCUCAUGUUCCCAUCAGGAAGCGAGUGCAGUGUGACGAAUUUGGACGUAGGUUCAGGAUGUGCAGUUCUCAAGGAAGCUGGAUUUCCUUCUUUCACAGACACUUGCAUGUUCCACACACCACAAGACUCAGAUCUUUUUACAACUUCUAAGGAAUUCGUGGUAAAAGUGGAAGACAGGUGCAGUGCAGGGAUUUUAGAUGGUUUGUUGUGUGAUGAAGCUGCAGAUUCGUCGCCAUCUGAGAAGGCUAGACUUCCUUCCAUCCUGCAGUCCAGAACAUCAUCAGGAGGCUUGAUGGGUUCAGAUUUAAUUGCUGCAACCAUAGGAGAUGUGGAUGUUUUUCCUUCUAAAUCCCUCAGUAAACUGGACUCUUCUCAUUCAGAAAGUUCGAGUUAUGUUCUCGAGAUAAACACUGGCAAAGAGCAACUCAUGACACUAUUAGCCAAUGACCCGGAGGUAAAGAUUGCUGAUGAUUCAGGGCUUCUUUCAUUUCCUGAGCUUGUGUCAGAGGAAGCUGGACUUCCUUCCAUUUCUCAGGCUACAUCUGAAGAAAGAUCUACACUGACUGACAGAGGUGAAUCAGCACCUCAGUUAGAACAAACUCCUGAUUUAAGCACAUAUCAUGGAACAUGUUCUUCUCCUAAAAGCUCUCCUGACCUCAGCAAUCUGCAUUCAGUGUGUGAUGAAGUUCUAAAUGUUUUAUACCUUGAGGAAGCUGGACUUCUUUUCACCUCUCAGGCUGCUGUUUCUGUCCCUGGUUUGUUAGAUCCACAACUUCUCACAAUUCCUGAAGAAACACCUGGGCUUAUCUACAGAAGUACAUCCGCACCAGAGUUAAACAAGACUUCAGCAUUCACUGCUAAAAGGAAUUACGUAGCUCACGGUAUUAUCUUUCCUUCUCCUAAAAGCUCUCCUAACAUCAGAAAUCUGGACCGCUCUUCUUCAGAUAAAAAGAACAAUGGUCUUGACAUGAACAUGGAUGUAAAGCACCACAUGGUACCACUGGAUAAUGACUUAAGCUUGGUAACUUCAAAUGAUCUAGAGAAUGCAGAACUUGUUCAUCAAUUAUCUCCAGAGGAAACUGGACUUCCUCCCAGCCCCCAAGCUUGCAUGUUUAACACAGAUUCUAUCAAUGAGCGAUGUGAAGCAAAACACCUUAGCACUCCAGAUUUAGACAUUAUGGACUUUUCUUCUUCUGUACACAUUAGCAUCUCCAGAAACUCUUUGCAUUCAGAAGGAAAGAAUGAUGAUCUGGAAGUGACGAUUCAAGGAGAGGAACUCAUGGAAGGUGUCUCCAAUACAAUUAGCUUAGAUGAUUCCAAGUGUGAGGAAGUUUUAAAUAGUUCAUUUCUUGAGGAAGCUGGAUUUUCCAUCAACUCACAAACUAGCGUGUCUUCAAAAAGCUUAACAGAUUCACAACUUUUGGUAUCUUCUAAAGAGACACUUGCACUGACUGGAAAAAGUGAAGCUGCAGCUCGGUUAGACAGCACUCCUGAUUUGGAUUCUACAAUAUUUUUUCCUUCUGAACAAUCUCCUGAACUUGCAAUUGUGAUGUCCUCUCAAUCAGAAGAAAAGAACGAUGGUCGGGUGAUGAACACAGAUGGAGAACAUUUCAUAGAACCUCUGCCAAGAGAAUGCAGGGUGAUAAUUCUUGAUGAUAAUUCUGCAGAUGGUUUAUCUAUUAAGAGGGUCUCCAAUGACGAUGGAAUUUAUUCUAUCUCUAAUGCUAAUAUAUCUGACCCAGGUUUGGUAAAUUCACAACUUUUUUCUACCUCUGUAAAACCACCUGAGUUCACCUGUGAAAGUGAAGCAGCUCCCCAGUUAGAAAAAUUGUCAACACUGGUUAUUGCCAGCAACAAUCAACUGGAUUAUUGUUCUCUUAAAUGUUCUCCUGACCUUAAGAGCGUAGAAAACCUGGAAUUAUCUUUUUCAGAAGUAAUGAAUGAUGAUCAGCAGAUGAAUGGUGAUCAAGCAGAAACUGAAGGACCAUUGGAAAAUUGUGCAGUAGAGGUCAGUGCAGAUUCAGGAGAUGAUUUAGCUGCAUGUUGGUCAUCUCUGGAAGAAGCUGGACUUCCUUUUAACUUACACACCACCACAGUAUCAAAAGACUUGAACGAUUCAGAACUUUUUACAGCUAAAGAUAACCUUUCAUCUACUGAACAAAGUGACACAAAGCUCGAGUCAGAAUCAGGAGGUCCGAGCAGAGAUCUUGCAGAUCCUUCUUCUCAACACUAUAAAAAUCUCGAUUUAUCUAAUUUAGAAAUAAAUAAUAGUUGUCUUCCAUUAAAAACAGACACAAAAGAACUUGGAGUGCCAUUGAUAAACACGACUAAGACCUUGUCCAAGGAAGCUGGACUUCCCUUCAUCUCCCAGUCUAGCAUGUCUGAUACAGAUCUGUCGAUUGACCAAAUUGACGCUGUGACCCAGUUGGACAGCAGGUCUGAUCUUAGUGUUGUUUCUAAACAGCAACUCGAUUUUCGUUCUCCUAAAAGCUCUCCAAUCAUAAAUCUAGGGAUGAACAUGAAUGUGGAUCAGCACUUGGUACCACUGGAGAAUGACUGCAGAGUAGCAAUGUCAGACGAUCUACAGAAUACAGACAUUGUUAAUCGAUUAUCUUCUAAAGAAGAUGGACUUACAGAUUUGAUCAGUUCACAACUUUUUAACAUUUCUAAACACACCCUUGCACCACCACAUGGAGAAAGAAGUUUAAAGAAUGCAUCUGAUUUAACUGGUCUAGGUAGAAAUGAAGAACAAACUGAUAGCAUAAGUAAAAUUGAGAAUAUCACAGUUUUUAGAAUGACCACAGAUAUUAUAGAACCUUUAGGGCAGAUGGAUGAAGCUGGAGUUAACCUUUUAGACAUAAAUAGCAAGAUGUUUGUUGAUCCAUCAGUAGAUGCUAAGAUGUUCAUGGUUCCAUUAAUGAAAGGAUGUUCUUGUGUUCAAUCUUGUGACAGAUCUGGGCUUCAACUUGAAGGUGCAUCAUCUCUCCAAAAUGAUCUGAAGCAGGUUUCAAACCUUAACAUCAACAGUUCUUCUGCUUUUAAAGAUGAUAAUGAUUGUUCAGCAGAGGAAGGUUCCUCAAGUCUGUUGUAUGUUGAUGAUUUCAUUUCAGAGCCUUAUGUACCAGUGAUCAGUAAACAAACUUUGGAUUUAGGUUUGAACAACGAUGAAACUGAAAGAUGGUCUAAUAAUUUAGAUGAUUUGGUAAACCUACAAUUCCUGCAAAACUCAUGCAGUGUAAAGGAAUUCACUGCCAAACCCCAGAAGGAGCAGGAGGUCAUUUAUUCAGAUAAGUCAGGUGACAUUGACUCUUAUGCGAUGCUGUUUUCUGGUAAAGAAUCACAAAGUGUUGUUUAUUCUCAAGGAAAUGUUCUAGAACACCCUCCGGGUCCAGUUGAGGUUUUCUUUAAAGAAUCAAUUCCUUUACAUUCCGUUAAUGUAACAAAAUGUAGCAAACAGCCCCUCGAAGGAGACCAAGUCUGUGCAAAAAAGCAGGAAGUUAGAAUUUCAUACGGUGAUUACUGCAUGCAGGAAAACACUGGUUUAAAAACCUUGCUGCAUUCUGCCACAUCUCAGGGUUCAGACACUAACAAUAAUACAAAGCAGCACACACCUGAGACUCUGCACACUUCACCGAGCUCCAUACUAGAACACAAGCUCUGGUGUCACACACAUCCAUCGGUGCAAGAUGGUCCUUUGGGUGUCCUUUCAAAUUUAUCAGAUAAUUCUGCCAGCUGCUUUGAGAAUCCUGAGACAAUCAUGAUGGAUUCCAAAAGGGAUAUUUUAAAUGCUCUUAGUGUAGAUGGUGGUUCUCAGAAGAACAUCUUUGAAAAAGAUCACCUGUUGGACCAAGCGCAAUGUGGACUGGUUACAUUCAGUGGUCAAAGUUCAGAGUUUUCACAAGCUUUUUCUGAAAAUGGACCUCUAUAUCAGAAAAUGUUCCAAGAGCAAAGCCUGCUGCCUCACUCUGCCUCAACCAGUGUUACUCAUGGAUUAGGAAAUAAUGAAUUUGAAACUGAACCUUACUGUCCAGAUUUUCUACAAUUCCAGAGUUUCCCUUUUAUCGAUUCUAGCAUUGGUUCAAUGUCAGAUUCCGAGAUUCAGCACAUUAUGGAGUCAGAGCAACCUCAAGAGACCUUAGAUGGUUUAAAUGGAAAACAGAAGGACCUUGGUUUAUCUGUGAACAGUAAUCAAAAUGAUAUGCUAUACAAUGUCAGGUCUGUAAAAGAAGCGUAUGAUAAACCAUAUCAUGUAGACACUACUUGUUUGACAAAUGAGUUUGAAAGUGUUGAUGAUCCUCCCAAUUAUGCAUCUCAAGAUCACAACUUUGUCACCAUAAAUAACAAAGUUGAAUUUACCAGUCAGAGCCCAACAGAAAGCAGCUUUACCUCCACCGACAGCAUCCAAAAGAUUAAGGAAACCAAGAGCAUGUCUGCAGGGAAAAGCUCAAGGUUCUCCAUGUUCACAAGAAUCCCUUCUUUCCGCAAAAGCAAGAGAGAGGUCAAGGAUGCAAUCCAGGUUGAGCCAGAGACAAAAAUACCUCCUGAGGUUAAAGAGGAAAAGAAUCAGCUACCUAACUAUAAUCCUGCUGCAGAUCUCGUGACAAAAUACGAGGAUCAAUCUAGUGACAUCACUGGAAAACUUGGUGUAUCCUGCAAUGGACGACCCAAAUCCACAUCCAGUUCUAAAAACACACAGCAAUAUAACUAUAACAGUGAGCGAGUGCAGAUUCAACCUGUGUUUAAUCUCCAAAAGAAAAGCAAAAACGGCGAGAACUUUCUCAUAAAGCUUGCUCUGGCUCAGAGGUCUCUGUCAAGCUUCUUCGAGGUCCGAACUGGUGAAAAAGACAAUCAACAGGAUUUCAACAUGCUGAACCAGGAUACAAAAUCCAGGCAGUCUUGGAAAAAGAAGAAACCAUCUAAAGAGGCCGAGCUGCUAAAGAGAACUCGCUCUCUUCCUGGACCAAGUGGUACCAAGUCUAGACGUGGUCUUCAGAGUGACUUUGUGUCUGGGUUAACUGAGGACUAUCCAGAUCCUCAGGAAUUCCAGAGCUGCAAGGAGGAUUCGAAAAGCACAUCACAUCCUGGCAUGCUAGCGUCCGGACCUGAGGCGGAGCUUGCAGCGGGGGAUACACUAUCUAAUCGCCUUGGUAAAAACUCUGAUGUUUUUGAGACUGUCCAAAGAUCUGAGGACAUUACAGAGACACUGAUGCACCCUAGUGCUUUUGCUCUUGCUUCUUCAUCUUUUACAAGAUCCCUAGGUUCCUUUGAAAGUCUUGAUACUCCCAGUAAGCCAAUCACCCCUAAACCACAAAAUCCUGGGGUUUGGAGCCAAAGGAGCAGUUUCCGCUACCCCUCAAAAUCUGUUGCUACCUCCUUGUGCUCGCUGGGUGAGGGUCCGAGUUUAGAGGGACAGUCAGAGGGUUCACAAAGGCGAAUUGUGCAAAGGGCAACACGACUCGCAUCGGCUCAGUUCUUCGAUUCUGAGUACUUAGUUGAGGGCAGCAACUCGGACAACCAAUCUCAAGCCAGUCUGGUGUCCAGCAGCUCGACCACAGAGUCUGAGCCUGGACAGGAUGGCUGUAAAUCCUCUCUUCAGUCGUCUUCCUCCGUGCUCCGUGUCAAAAGAAGCGACCGGCGUGUGCUCCGUCCCAGACCCCUCUCAGACCUCUGCAGCUGGAGUUCUCCUCUGCAGGAGAUUGGAGAAACGGCGGCCGAUUACACUCAGGAGAGGAACAUCACAGACAGUUUGAAGGCCAAGAUAGAGAAGCGCUCGUGCUCAGACGAGGGGCUCGGGGAGUUCCGAGAGGUGCCAAAGAUGAAGGCUGUGAUGCAGAGGAGCCUCGGGACACUGAGCUCGAGGUCUGAGGAGCAGCAGAAAGGGGGGAUGAGACUGUCCUUCACGUCUGCACCGCAGUCUUCCAUGUCCCUUAAAGAUCACUUCUUCUCUCAGAGCACUCCCAUUGGACUCGACUGUCUCCACUGGCCACGUCCAGUUUCAUUCUCAGAGUCGUGUCUGGUCCGACCCUCGGCGCACACACUCACACAGGCUGCAGCACUCGCGUUGGUGAUCGCUGAUGGACCUCAGGAUAAAUCAGGUGAUGAGGUGGGCAGUGAAGACGAGCUUUACAACGACUUCCACAUUUCUGCCAAUCGCUUAGGAGGAGGAGAGCAACUCGCUAUUAAUGAGCUGAUCAGCGAUGGCAGCGUGUGCGCCGAGGCUCUGUGGGAUCACGUUACCAUGGACGACCAGGAGCUCGGCUUUAAGGCCGGAGACGUCAUCGAGGUCGUGGACGCCACCAAUAAAGAGUGGUGGUGGGGGCGGGUGCAGGAGAGCGAGGGGUGGUUCCCCGCCAGCUUCGUCCGAUUGCGUGUGAAUCAGGACGAGCCCCUGGAGGACGAUGUGGUUCAGGGGGCAGGGGAAAGCGGGGGUGCAGGGGUGGGCGGGUCGUGUGGGCCUGGGUUACCCUGUAAAGAGCAGAUGCGGGCGAACGUGAUUAACGAGAUCAUGAGCACAGAGAGAGACUACAUCAAACACCUGAAGGACAUCUGUGAGGGCUACAUUAAACAGUGUCGUAAACGGACCGACAUGUUCACAGAGGAGCAGCUCAGGACCAUCUUUGGGAACAUUGACGAACUUUAUCGCUUCCAAAAGAAAUUUCUCAAAGCGCUGGAGAAAAAAUACAACAAAGAGCAUCCACACCUGAGCGAGAUUGGCUCCUGCUUCCUGGAGAACCAAACAGAUUUCCAGAUCUACUCUGAGUACUGUAACAAUCACCCCAACGCCUGCGUCCAGAUCUCCAGGCUGAUGAAGAUGAAGAAAUACGUGUUUUUCUUCGAGGCUUGUCGUCUGUUGCAGAAGAUGAUCGACAUCUCGCUCGACGGCUUCCUGCUCACGCCCGUGCAGAAAAUCUGCAAGUAUCCUCUACAGCUCGCCGAGCUCCUCAAAUACACCAAUCCUCAGCACAGAGAUUAUAAAGAUGUGGAAGCUGCUUUAAACGCCAUGAAGAACGUGGCUCGGCUGAUCAACGAGAGGAAACGCCGUCUGGAGAAUAUCGACAAAAUCGCACAGUGGCAGAGCUCCAUCGAGGACUGGGAGGGUGAGGACGUUCUGAGUCGGAGCUCUGAUCUGAUUUUCUCCGGGGAUUUAACCAAAAUCUCUCAGCCUCAGGCCAAGGGGCAGCAGCGCAUGUUCUUCCUGUUUGAUCAUCAGCUGGUCUUCUGCAAAAAGGACCUGCUCCGGAGGGACAUUUUAUAUUAUAAAGGACGCCUGGAUAUGGACCAGAUGGAGGUGCUGGAUGUAGAAGAUGGAAAAGAUAAAGAUCUGAAUGUGACGGUGAAGAACGCACUAAAGUUAGUGUCUCCAGACGGAGCGGAGAUUCACCUCCUGUGUGCUAAAAAACCCGAGCUGAAGCAGCGCUGGCUCCGAGCCUUCGCAGACGAGAGACAGCAGGUCCGACAUGACCGAGACACGGGAUUUUCCAUCACAGACCUGCAGAAGAAGCAGGCCAUGCAGAACGUCUCUAAACAUCCUCCAGCUGGAAAACCCAAAGCGGUGCCCCGUCCAUAUUACGACGUGCUGCUGCGCCAGAAGCCGUCGGCGUUGCCCCAGCAGGUCAUCGUGCUCGCCGAACCAAAGCGCAGAAACUUCUGGCACAACAUCGGCCGUCUGACGCCGUUCAAGAAGUGAGAGAGGAAGAGGACGAGCCGCGUGACGCACGUCUCACUUCACCACUAAUCACUAACAUCCUUCAGCCGGCAUGCGCGGCCCUGCCCCCUACUGGACGAACGGUGGUACCGACGGCACGCGGUACCACCAUUUCACCGGCUCUUUCCUGAGGUUAGGACAUCGUCCACCUCACAUCCCCCCUCUGGAAUGGUGCUCCACAGCGAGCGUGGCUCCGCCCCCUCGUGCCUGAGGAAAUGUUCCUGUUUGUUUUUACGUUUCGACGUGAUGCACUUUAUACAAUUGAGACUGAACUCGAGCCACACAGCUAAGGUGACUGAGUCACACGGCUGUGUGUGUGUGUGUGUGUGAGAGAGAGAGAGACACUGUUGUAUUUCAUGUUAAUGGAAAAAAGGGUUAAACAUCGUUCCAUCUAUAUAGGUUUUUAUUUUAGUGACACUUUAGCACAGAAAUGAACUGCACAUAUAUAUAUAUAUAUAUAUAUAUAUAUAUAUAUACACACACACACACACACACACACACACGUCCUGACUGCAUUUCCCUCUCAACUGUCACCUUCAUGUAUUCGGGUUUGUGUAUAAGAACUGGUGUAGAGCUCGUCUGAAGUGCCAUCCAGUUUCUUUAUACACACACACACACACACACACACACACACACACACACAGUGUGGCCUGACCCUGAGCUGCUGUGAAAGCCGCCGGUGUUGGACGUGUCCCCGGACUGACUGAUCGCUGGGUGUAAAUAUAAACAGGGUGUCACUGAUUAAACAGUGUUCUAAUGAUAAAUAAACUGUUUAACAAGA